Letharia columbiana is the source of this 3567-nucleotide messenger RNA. RefSeq lists its product as uncharacterized. Gene Ontology annotation, cellular component: cytoplasm. Gene Ontology annotation, molecular function: ATP binding; pyruvate carboxylase activity; metal ion binding. The transcript has 3 exons. The record is from RefSeq and is a predicted model, not a curated record. Lineage: Eukaryota; Fungi; Ascomycota; Lecanoromycetes; Lecanorales; Parmeliaceae. The coding region runs from base 1 to 3567 and encodes 1188 amino acids. Gene Ontology annotation, biological process: pyruvate metabolic process; gluconeogenesis.
AUGGCACACAACGACAACGACAAGUAUGCUGAAUUUUUCGAUGCCGGUCACUCCGGCAAGGAUCAUACCGUGCAUCAGAGGCUGCGAGCGAAUUCGACAAUCAUGGAAUUGAAGAAGAUCUUGGUUGCCAACAGGGGCGAAAUCCCUAUACGGAUUUUCCGAACUGCCCACGAGCUCUCGCUACAGACGGUAGCUGUCUUCAGCUAUGAAGACCGUCUUAGCAUGCAUAGGCAGAAAGCCGACGAAGCCUACGUAAUUGGGAAAAGAGGGCAAUACACUCCUGUGGGCGCAUACUUGGCAGGUGACGAGAUCAUCAAGAUUGCAAAGCAGCAUGGGGUCAAUUUGAUCCACCCUGGCUACGGAUUUCUCUCUGAGAACGCGGGUUUCGCAAGAGCUGUCGAGGCGGCAGGUUUGAUCUUUGUUGGGCCCACCGCUGAAACCAUUGACUCCUUGGGAGACAAAGUCUCUGCCCGAACACUCGCCAUGAAAUGCAAUGUACCCGUUGUGCCCGGAACCGAUGGCCCUGUUGAGAAAUUCGAAGACGUCAAGUCUUUCACAGACGAGUACGGGUUUCCCAUCAUCAUCAAGGCAGCAUUUGGAGGUGGUGGACGAGGUAUGAGAGUCGUACGAGAGCAAGCAUCCCUGAAAGACUCUUUUGAGCGAGCUACUUCCGAGGCAAAAUCUGCUUUUGGUAACGGAACGGUGUUCGUGGAGAGAUUCUUGGACCGGCCGAAGCACAUCGAGGUCCAGCUCCUGGGAGACAACACAGGAAACGUGGUGCACCUGUUCGAGAGAGACUGCAGUGUCCAGAGACGCCACCAGAAAGUCGUAGAGUUGGCUCCGGCAAAGGAUCUGCCUACUGAGGUCCGAGAUAAGAUCUUGUCGGACGCUGUCAAGUUGGCCAAGUCAGUCAACUACCGCAAUGCAGGCACUGCAGAGUUUCUCGUGGACCAGCAGCAAAGGUAUUACUUCAUCGAAAUCAAUCCACGUAUUCAAGUCGAGCACACCAUUACAGAGGAGAUCACCGGCAUCGAUAUUGUUGCAGCACAGAUCCAGAUAGCUGCAGGUGCAUCAUUAGAACAGCUGGGCCUGACGCAGGAUCGCAUCUCAACUCGUGGGUUUGCUAUCCAGUGCCGAAUUACUACUGAGGAUCCCGCAAAUGGUUUCUCUCCGGAUACUGGUAAGAUCGAGGUCUAUCGAUCCGCUGGCGGCAACGGUGUGCGUCUGGAUGGUGGCAAUGGAUUUGCUGGUGCAAUCAUUACCCCUCAUUAUGAUUCUAUGUUGGUCAAGUGCACAUGCCUCGCCUCGACCUAUGAAAUCGUGCGGAGGAAGAUGCUUCGUGCUCUAGUCGAAUUCCGAAUCCGUGGAGUAAAAACCAACAUCCCUUUCCUCGGAUCGUUGCUUACCCAUCCAACGUUUAUCGAUGGUACUUGCUGGACUACCUUCAUUGACGACACACCAGAGCUGUUUAGACUUGUGGGAAGUCAAAACAGAGCACAGAAGCUGCUGAGCUACCUUGGAGAUGUGGCCGUCAAUGGUAGUAGCAUCAAAGGCCAAAUUGGUGAGCCGAAGCUCAAGGGCGAUAUCAUCAUGCCCGAGCUCCACGACGAUAAUGGGAAACUUAUCGAUAUGUCUGAACCUUGUACCAAAGGUUGGAAAUACAUCAUUGACAAGGAAGGUCCCGCUGCAUAUGCGAAAGCAGUGCGGGAAAACAAAGGAUGCCUUAUCAUGGAUACGACAUGGCGUGAUGCGCAUCAGUCACUGCUUGCUACUAGGGUCCGCACAGUGGAUCUAUUGAACAUCUCGAAGGAGACAAGUCAUGCUUAUAGCAACGCAUACAGUCUGGAAUGCUGGGGUGGAGCUACUUUCGACGUGGCCAUGCGUUUCCUCUACGAAGACCCCUGGGAUCGUUUACGGAAGAUGAGGAGAGCUAUUCCCAACAUCCCCUUCCAGAUGCUGCUCCGAGGCGCUAACGGUGUGGCUUACUCAUCGCUACCAGACAACGCAAUCUAUCAUUUCUGCGAGCAGGCGAAGCGAUACGGUGUGGAUAUCUUUCGAAUCUUCGAUGCUCUUAAUGACAUCGAUCAAUUGGAGGUAGGCAUCAAGGCCGUCCAGAAAGCUGGAGGCGUGGUGGAGGCCACCGUCUGCUACAGCGGUGACAUGCUCAAUCCUCACAAGAAGUACAAUCUGGAGUACUACAUGGGCUUGAUCGAAAAGAUAGUGAAGAUUGGCACUCACAUCAUCGGCAUCAAGGACAUGGCGGGUGUACUGAAGCCAAAAGCCGCGACAAUGCUUAUUGGAUCAAUCAGGAAGAAGUAUCCGGAUAUACCAAUCCAUGUCCACACACAUGACUCGGCGGGUACAGGAGUAGCAACCUACGUUGCCUGUGCAAAUGCUGGUGCAGACGCCGUGGAUACAGCCACUGACAGCAUGUCGGGCAUGACUUCUCAGCCCAGUGUUGGUGCCUUACUUGCAUCUCUUGAGGGGACUGGACUGGAGCCAGGGCUAAACGGCCAUCACGUCCGAGCGAUAGACACCUACUGGGCCCAGCUUCGUUUGCUCUACUCACCCUUCGAGGCUGGUCUGACCGGACCCGAUCCAGAAGUCUACGAACAUGAGAUACCAGGUGGCCAGCUGACCAAUUUGAUUUUCCAAGCCUCUCAACUGGGCCUUGGCGCACAGUGGGCCGAGACGAAGAAGGCCUAUGAGCAAGCCAACGACCUUCUCGGCGACAUUGUCAAGGUGACGCCGACUUCGAAGGUCGUUGGUGACCUGGCUCAAUUCAUGGUGUCCAACAAGCUUGGCGAAGAAGACGUCAAGAGGAAGGCCAAAGAGCUCGACUUUCCUGGGUCGGUACUGGAGUUCUUCGAAGGAUUAAUGGGUCAGCCAUACGGUGGCUUCCCAGAACCUCUGCGGUCCGACGCUCUUCGCGGCCGACAAAAGCUUGACAAGCGGCCUGGACUGACCCUCGAACCGAUGGACCUUGCAAAAAUCAAGAAGGACAUCAACUCCAAGUUCGGCAGUGCUUCUGAAUGCGAUGUUGCAAGCUACGCCAUGUAUCCCAAGGUAUUCGAAGAGUACAGGAAGUUUGUUAGCAAGUACGGAGAUUUGAGCGUACUGCCUACUCGGUUCUUCCUUAGCAAGCCCGAGGUGGGUGAGGAGUUCCACGUAGAGCUGGAGAAGGGUAAGGUGCUCAUCCUGAAGCUGCUGGCUAUCGGCCCACUUUCGGAGCAGACUGGUCAGCGUGAGGUCUUCUAUGAGAUGAACGGAGAGGUCAGACAGGUCACUGUCGAGGACAAGAAGGCUGGGGUAGAGAACCUGAGCAGGCCGAAGGCGGACAGCAACGACAGCAGUCAAGUUGGGGCACCCAUGUCUGGUGUGGUGGUUGAAGUCCGGGUGCAUGAUGGAGGAGAGGUGAAGAAGGGAGAUCCGGUUGCUGUUCUGAGUGCUAUGAAGAUGGAAAUGGUCAUCAGUGCUCCACACUCUGGGAAGAUUGCAGAGCUGAAGGUGAAGGAGGGAGACUCGGUGGAUGGGCAAGAUCUUGUGUGCAAGAUAGUGAAAUCGUGA